Messenger RNA from Chara braunii, 3248 nucleotides. The record is from the annotation of a GenBank genome assembly. NCBI's taxonomy places the organism in Eukaryota, Viridiplantae, Streptophyta, Charophyceae, Charales, Characeae.
CGCAAAAUAUCGAGUAUGAUUGAUGUAGAGGACGCCAUGCGCGCGCGGAGAAUGAGCGGAGCCAUGGCGGGACCAGCAGGCGGAGCGGUGGCGGGGGGAGUAUUUAACCUGAGCCUGGCAGGGGGAAGGUUACCCUUACAGCACAGGGCAUUGGGAGCGGGGCUCGUGAUGUCAAAGGGAGCGGGAAAUGGGGCGAUGUACGGAGCCAUCACCGGCGUAGGUGGUGGAGGUGAGAGAGGGGUUGAGCUCGACGGACCCUUGUCUUCGGCUACCACGUUUGGCAACGGCAAAGGGUUCCUUCCCGGUGUCCCCGGGGCCACGCUCAUGACUGGGAAGCCCUGUUUUGACAUCCAAUUAGACGAUGCAGAGUCGUUUUGGGACAUGUCGCUGCUCAGAACUUAUCCUGAAUACAAUGAUGAUGGUGGGAUCGAUCGUGAGGAUGGUAGGCAAUACGAGGAGGAGAACGGGGGGAGGGGGUGGGGGGGAGCGGGGGGGGGGGGGGAGGUGGAUAGGAUGAGAAUCGGAUCGCGGGGCUCGGCAGUAGGGUCUAGCGGAGGGAUGGGACAGAGGAGAUCGGGUCGGGAUUCGGACAUCUUUGUGUCUUGCUCCUCUGAGUUAGGCGAAGAAGGGGGGUUGGGUAGCUUCGGCGUGGAGGUGCCAGAUUUAGGACCUCUGUACGACGCGUUGUCAGACUCGCCGCUGUGUUCGCCUCCGUCGCAGGAGUUCCUGGAUGACGUGGACAUGGCAAUGCGGAAUGGGAGGGGAGGGGGAGGAAGGGGAGGAGGAGGAAGGGGAGGAGGAACAGUAGGGGGAGGGGGAGGAGGAGGAGGAGGAGGAGGAGGAGGAGGGGUUCCGAAUAAAACGGGCUCGAUUAUGACCACAAGUUUUCCCGGGUCGUUUUUCAGCUUGUUAAGUAGUAAUAAGAAUAGGAAUCAAGGUGGGGGAAGGGGGGGGGGAGUAGGAGAAGGAGGAGGAGGAGGAGGUAACCAGCGGCACUCUCCCAAUCAAUCGGUGGGAUCAUCGUCGGUACAGAGCUCGGUACAGAGCUCAGGUAGUCGUAGCAGCCCGAGGCAAAGCUCUCGAGACUCCGACGAGGAUGAUGACGAUGAUGAAGACGACGAUGACGAUGCACAUCUGGAGAAGAAGAAACCGACAGCAGGAGGCAAACCGACCAAACCCUUGGAUAGAUAUGGUUUCUUGAAGAAUUCUUGCGAAGCUUCCGUCACCGAUUUCAAGCGGCCGAAGAGCAAUCUAGAUCGCGAGAGGGAGGAGCGAAGAUUGCGGAAAUGGAGGAAAAUGAUCGGAGCUGGUGGGGCAGACUGGAAACAAUAUGAGAAGAAGAAACCUAUGAUCAGGUCCUUGUAUAACGUUCUGAAGGCAUACUCCUUGUAUGACAAGGAUGUUGGGUAUGUGCAGGGCAUGGGAUUUCUUGCAGGCCUGUUACUCCUAUACAUGGGUGAAGAGGAUGCAUUCUGGCUGAUGGUUGCUCUGCUCAAAGGUGCCAGACAUGCUCCAAUGGAAGGACUUUACCUGGUCGGUCUUCCACUGGUGCAACAAUACCUGUAUCAGUUUGAGCAGCUGGUGAAGGAGCAGAUACCAAAGCUGGGUGAACACUUUGAGAAGGAGAUGGUUAACGCAUCUAUGUAUGCCAGCCAGUGGUUCAUCACAGUUUUCUCCUACUCGUUCCCUUUUGCGCUCGCUCUCAGGAUCUGGGAUGUUUUCUUGCAUGAGGGCAUGAAGAUCGUUUUUCGUGUGGGGCUUGCUCUCCUGAAGUAUUGUCAGGACAGUCUGGUUUCUAAGCGGCUGGAGGAGUUACGCGAAGAAUACUUGACGUUGAAUAAUCCACAGGCGAUAAUGACUCGCGUGGUCAAGUUGCCCAGCGCACCGCAAAGUGCUGUCACCAAAAGAACGGUAUGCCUCUGUCAUGGAGUUCUUUUUGGAAGUCCACGGCAUUCAGCCCACUGGCACAGCUCGUCCUUACCUGACUUUCAUUGCUUUUCUGGGGCUGCAUGUGGCCAGGAUUGUGGUCAGAUGCAUCCUGGGAAGUCUGGCUGUGGGUAUGAUAUCACUGGCACAGCUCAUCCCGACUUGCAUUGCUUUUCUGGGGCUGCAUCUGGCCAGAAUUGUGGUCAGAUGCGCCCUGGGAUCCCGACCAUGGGUAUGAUAUCACUGGCGCAGCUCGUCCGGACUUUCAUCGCUCUUCUCGGGCUGCAUCUGGCUAGGAUUGCGCUGCACGUUUUUGUCGGAAACGGGAAAGGACAUGGGAAUGGGAAACGGCAUGGGUACCACCCAUUCGGCAAGGACAUGUCCUUUUUCGGAACGGGCCAGCAGCAAAGAUUUUGGAACCUGUCAGGAUGUGAACUGUGGUCUCCCAAUCCGCAGCAGUUGAGAAGAGUUGCUUGUGUGUAUUCACGGAUUGUGCAAGGAGAUGUCAACUGCUCAGAUUUCUUCGAUCCUCAGUUUCAGCGGAUUGGCAGACGUCUCGUGAGAGACCGCAUGGCGGGCCAUGCAAACAAUGUUGCUGAGAGACCGCAUGGCGGGCCAUGCAAACAAUGUCGCGUUAUGGACCAGCAGGAAGGAAACUCUGCUUUGCAUGAUCAGCAGGCCGAGCGACUCACAGCUGAGAUCUCGUCGCAAUCACUGCCAGGUACGGAGAGAAGGCGCAGGCUGUCGAUGGGUUGUUAUAUCAACAGGGAGGGGUGUGGAACGCAAUCAGGGAAGGGUCUGCUCACUGGUACACUAGCGGACACGUCUGACGCGAGGAGUCGAGGACGACAUAUCAAUAUCUGGUUGAUGAAUUCAACGGGCAGUAGAUCACGGGAUCGAUUCUUUGUUGAUGCGUUAGGCCAGCUCAGAUGACGAGGAGGAGGGCCUGCCACAAUGUGUGUGUGGAGCACAGAAUGUUUGGCAGGAGUGUGACUGGCUGUUGAUGCUUUAGGCCAGCUCAGAGCAUGAGGAGGGCCUGCCACUAUGUGUUUGUGGAGGACAGAACGUUCCGCAGGAAGGUGAGUGUCUGCUGCUUCAGUGCCAAAAUCUCAAGCGGAAGUCGUUUGCCUACUCGCUCCUUGAGGUGGGACAGGGUGCUGCCAUCUCUUAAUUGGUAAUGCAUACUGUGAAGGCUUGAUGUGUUGCCGAAGCCACUGGUAUCUCCAAAUAAGCAGAGAGCUAUGUCGAGCACCGUGGAGCCGGUGUGUUGUUGUCCUGCAACUCUGCGCACAGCAGCACAGAAAUAAACUAGUCCCUCUUCA